Seminavis robusta is the source of this 462-nucleotide messenger RNA. The record is from the annotation of a GenBank genome assembly. NCBI's taxonomy places the organism in Eukaryota, Bacillariophyta, Bacillariophyceae, Naviculales, Naviculaceae.
AUGCAAGCCGCCAUCGACCAAAACACCAAGGGAGUUAUUUUGCUCACCUCUGGCUAUCACCAUGCUGCCGCCAAGUGCUUCAAGCAAGCCUUAAGUUCCCUCCGCACUGCUUGUGACAGCCUGAGCCCUUCCGCCACUGAAAAGUUGGGCAUGGCCGCCCCAAGAACAGCGUUUCACUACUAUGCCUACAUUACAGAUGCCAAGCCAGAGCAGUGCCUGCAAAAGGCAGGGAUGUUGUACAGCCAUUGCCUGCAACUCAUGAGCGUCCUUCCAGACACCUACGAAGACGAAAAGCUACAGAUAUCAUCUGCUUCCUUGAGCCAUUUGGCGGAUGUUUGCUUCACCCUCGGUGAUGCGAACGGAGUCCGCUCUGCGCUUGACGGGCUACUCAUGCUCAACCUGAGGAACUAUCUGGUAAACCAAGACCCCGGCGAGCACCAAUCGAUUGCCCCCGCGGCAUGA